Messenger RNA from Nematocida ausubeli, 558 nucleotides. RefSeq lists its product as uncharacterized. The transcript has a single exon. The annotation marks the transcript as partial. The record is from RefSeq and is a predicted model, not a curated record. Lineage: Eukaryota; Fungi; Microsporidia.
AUGAUCUACAGGGUGAUUGCUGGUUUGUUUAUGGUGCAGAAUCUCUUUGCAAGAGUUUCUGUGGAAGAUAUAAGAAGAGCGCAUGAAACUAAGAUAAAAGGCAGCCAACAGCUAUUCAUUAACCCAGAGGGGCCUCUGAAUCUGCUAUGCGGAUAUAUGGGCUUCCAAAACGGAUACAUGUACAACAAGCGGUUUUUUUCUCCAGAAAUAGAAAUAGACUAUGCAUUUUAUGAAAAUGGAUUGGCAGUUAACAGCACACAAAAGUACGGAUUUACAAGAACGCCUGCAAAUGACAAGAUACACAAAGAGCUGGGAGUUAGUGGCUCUGAUGGAAGAUAUCUCAGCGGGUACCAUGCACAGCUCUUAAAGAUGUUUCCAUCCGAGCAUGGAGACCUCUCAAUUGAGACUACCCGGUCAAAUGCACUUACAAACUUCUUAAGGGCAGACCACGUUAAGCAGGAUGCAAAGUACAUUCUUGCAGCGCUGCUGCUUCUUUCAGAAGAGAUUGACGUCCAAAUAGGCGUGGACCACUCAGGGGAGAAAAAGAGACUUGUCAUA